UAGAAGUAGAAGUAAGGGUACGAGUUUUCCUAUUAUGUUCCUGGGCAAGCCGACCGACUGCUAACUUCAUUAAGAAGGGAGCCCCAUCCAGUAAGUAGUGAAACUCGUGGUCCCACGAGUGCAAUACUAUAAUAUCAACGAAUGAACCGGAGAAGGCUAUACAUACACACAUAUAUGCAGUGUAGCAGCAUGAACCAUUAAAUGCCAUACACAGUGUAGACAUUACUCCAUUCACUUGUUUGUUACAUCCGUCAUCACAGUUUUUUAUACCGUGUAAUCAGUUAUCGGUUUUAGGUUCGUAUGACUUUCCUGAUUCUCCUGUUUGACAUGAAGAAACCCGACCUACGUAUAUGAAUGUGUGUCUAAUAAUGGAGAGACGUCUCACACACACACACACACUCGUGCAUUAAUGGUGAAGCUUGGGAUAGUUCACGUAGAGAGAGGCAGCAGUUUAAUGGCCAUCAUUCGCACUUCAUCUUCUUCAUGAGAUGAAAGUGAAACCGAGAGAAAAGCUUUACUGCUGUCACUUGUGAUCCCCUCCUCUUGUAUUGCCUGUGAUCUGCUUCAAUUAUUCACCCUUUUCCCCUGACCUCUCACAUCUAUUUCGCCUACCCUUUAUAUAUUAACCAUCUCGGUCUUCAUCAUUGAUCGCUUCUCUCGUCGAGCACUUUCCUCUUCUUCAGUGGUCUCCUUGACAUUGUUUCUGUCUCAAAACCACACUCGAGGAGAGGACAAAGAACCAAGCUGAAGAUCAAAGGAAGGGGAAAUCAGGGGGGACUAAUUUCUGAACGAGAAGCAAAGCAAGCAAGAGUACUACGUAGUAUUAGGCCAUGAAGGUUUCCUGCGCUUUUGUUGGUUUACUUGUUAUUAUCAUCCUCAUCCUAUUUGGUCCUCUCGUGUCCUCCCGGCACCUUCCUCGCCGACCAGGCUCUGAUCAUGGGCAUCACCGAUCAUCACACUCGAAGACCAGUAAGGUUCAUAAAAUCGAGGGAAGGCCGAGUUUCAAUAGAGAAGUCAGAAGGUCUGGCACCCCUGCGCUGGGUCAUGGAAAGCUGGACACGGUCCAGGUAGCAGGGUCAAGGUUACCAGACUGUUCUCACGCGUGUGGUUCGUGCUCGCCAUGCAGGCUUGUCAUGGUCAGCUUCGUGUGCUCGUCACUUCAAGAGGCCGAGACCUGCCCUAUGGCUUACAAGUGCAUGUGCCACAGUAGGUCGUACCCCGUUCCAUAAUUAUCUGUGGCUCGCCUUUUUUUUCCCUAAAGGCCCGUGUAAAUCUUACUUUCCGGUGUUCGGACCCCAAAAAAAGCUUUUGUUCUUGUUAUUAAUAUAAAGGUAGGCUUUUAUCCCCCAUCGUACAUUUAGCUAGCUAGCUAGUCUAUAAUCUAUAUUAUUGGAAUUUAACUAUCCGUUAAUCGAGGAAUUAUUGCUUCGUG
Molecule: messenger RNA, 1432 nt
Organism: Punica granatum (pomegranate)
Lineage: Eukaryota; Viridiplantae; Streptophyta; Magnoliopsida; Myrtales; Lythraceae
Source: RefSeq, a predicted model, not a curated record